Molecule: messenger RNA, 707 nt
Organism: Dimorphilus gyrociliatus
Lineage: Eukaryota; Metazoa; Annelida; Polychaeta; Dinophilidae
Source: the annotation of a GenBank genome assembly
CUUCUUCAUACACACAACCGCACUUAGGCAUUUUCCAAUCCUUGUUUCCCAAUCUCGUUCUAUAACAAUGGCAAAUAGGGCAUGUAAAGCUGGUGAUGCUUUUCAAACAGAAAAAAAAUUAGAAAAGAAAUAUGAGGAGGAGGAGAACCUUGGUACCCCUAAACGAAUAGCAGAAUGGAUAAAUACUGUUCUGGCAGAAGAGUUGUCUGUUAAAUGCACUGAUAUCUCCUACCAAGGCCUGCACAUUUUCCUCAAAGACGGUGUGGUACUUUGCAAGUUAAUUAAUAAGCUAUUGGAAAAUGAUGGCUUUCCGAAAGUAUCAUUUCGUUCUAAGGCUACUACGGCUUUCGUCGCGAUGAAUAAUAUCGAAAAUUUUAAUAAGGGAGCCUAUAAUUUUGGACUACCGGAAACAGCUCUCUUCCAGACAACUGACCUAUAUGAAGGCCGUAAAGGUCCAAUGCUAAAUGUUAUAAACUGCCUGAGCCAAAUGGGAAUGAUUGCGAAUGCUAAGGGCUUCGAGCCAAUUUUCAACACUGGACAAGCUCCAAAAGCAGAUUGGGCAAAGGACUAAGAUAGAUGAUGGCUUUCUGCGUUGGAUUUUCUAAAGAAUGUAGUUUAACGAAGGCAAUUAAAAAGUAGUUUAGUCUAAUUUAAUGUAAAUGAAUUAUAGAAAUAUCAAUACAAUUUUUUGAAGUUCCUUUGCUUAU